AUGGCGAUGCCGGGCACCCCGCAGCAGAAUGGUCCGGCGGAGAGUGCGAUCUGGCGCGUGAACAAGGCCCUCUUCACCCGCGUCCCCGGCUUCGGACGCGAUGGCGAGCGACUUUGGCUAGAGUCGUGUCACUGGGCUGCUGGUGGCUUCAACCGUUCUCCGACCAAGGCAAACGUCGGGUACAAGUCGCCGCACGAGCUCUUCACCGGCCGCCCGCCCCCGCUGCAGAUCGUCCCGUUCUUACAGCCGGGGUACAUGCGUGUGAUGCGCGCGCGGAAGAUGGAUCCCCAGGUAAUGCUGUGCUGCUACCUCAACAACGGCGACAACCAUCACGAGUCGGUGGUCAAGGUCCUCAAGUUUGCGACGGGGCGCGUGUGCAUGACGAACAACGUCGUGUGGGUCUCCGACCGCGCGCCGUUGCUGACCCCGCCGCUGGAGAAUGUCGCCGCCGCACCGUUUCUAAUUGAGUACAUUUCACCGCCUCUUAUGCCCCCCUCACCGUUCGCCCGAUAUCCCACUGCACCCGCUGCCAUAUCCUCACAGGCGCCGCCGGCCACUUCCACACCACCAUCGCCGGCGGCGCCGUCUACUGCAGCCACACCAUCGCCAACGGUCACCGCGCCGCCUGCAACGCCACCUGCAACGCCACAUUUCACCACCACCGCGCCGCCUGCAACGUCGUUCGCCGUCGUGCGACCGCCUCCCGCCGUCGCGCCGCCUGGUGCCGCGCCAUCGACCAACAUGCUGCCGCUCACUACAAGGACCAUCUGUGAACUGGACGUGGGGCGCGGGGACAUGAGGGUCUCUGGGCGCACGAGGGCAGUCGCUAUGGACCAAGGGGGGGGGCGGGCGUCGUCAAUGCCGCCCCUCUCUGCCAGGGCCAAUCGAGAGCUGGACUUGGGACGAGAGACGCGGGUGCCAGGGAGGUUGAGGGGUCGGCGGGUGCGUUUCCAGGAUGGGGGGGCCGAGCGGUCGACGUCACCUGGCGGGAGCGGCGACGCUCUCGCCCACCGCUUCGGUCUUGUUUCCCUGCAGGACAAGGCAACGCUCCUGUCGACUCUAACCACUCGCAGCAUCGUCGAUGGGGGGAGGAAGGAGAUCCCGAGUUCAGCCGGAGGACGUGAUGGAGCGGAGCCGGGGGGGCGAGAGCGGGAGGGCACGAAAACAGAAGGACUGCGUGAAGAAGUCCCAUUUGCGUGCGCCACCUUGCUUGCCUCCCGCGAGGACAUUGAUCGCGCGAUGAGGGAUUUAGAUCCCCCGGAAGUGGCACCGGACUUGCCACAACUAACUUCGGGACUCCGAAGACGCUCGUGUGGGGGAUGUAUUUCUUGGUUUUCGAGGACGCAGAAGUGCGUUACGUUGAGCAUGACAGAGGCAGAGUAUGUCUCCCUUGCGGAUGUGAUGAAGGAAGUGUUGUUCCUGAGGCAGGUAUGGCGUUUCAUGUUGCCAGAAGCAGGUAUGCCGUGUAUUCCGGUGCUCGAGGAUAACCAGGGGGCUAUUCAGUUGGCGCAGAACCCGAUAAGCAACGGUAACUCGAAGCACAUCGACGUUAGGCCCCACUUUAUCAGGGAACUGGUAGGCAGGAAGGAGAUUUCGAUUAUUCACGUGGAGUCAGCGUAUCAACAUGCUGACUUCCUCACGAAGGCACUUCACGUCGGAGAUUUUGAGUUUCAUCGUAAUUUCGUGAUGAGUGUGAGACAGGAACGGUAGAUUUGGAAAUAUUUGUGUUUGAUCAAAGAACUAGGGUGGCAUUGUAUUACAUUUUUGCCUAUGGUCUUCUCAAUGAAUGGUGCUCCAGGAUGGGGGGCAAUUGGAUCGCUAUGAUUAUCGAAGAACUACAACUUGGAAUGAUCAGGGAUGGAAAUAUAUUUCUAGCCCAGAAGGCUAUUGUUGCAUAUUUGAGUUGUGUUUUGGAUUAUUUUCUUGUGUUUUAGAGUUACUGAAAGAUCAUGAAGACAUGGCAUAGUCACAAGCAGGGGGGCUGAUAGA
Ectocarpus sp. CCAP 1310/34 is the source of this 1989-nucleotide messenger RNA. NCBI's taxonomy places the organism in Eukaryota, Phaeophyceae, Ectocarpales, Ectocarpaceae. The record is from the annotation of a GenBank genome assembly.